Molecule: messenger RNA, 1195 nt
Organism: Planococcus citri (citrus mealybug)
Lineage: Eukaryota; Metazoa; Arthropoda; Insecta; Hemiptera; Pseudococcidae
Gene: geko
Product: geko
Exons: 3
Coding region: 361-876 (171 amino acids)
Source: RefSeq, a predicted model, not a curated record
ACACUUAAUUACCGGCGGGACCAGUCCGUUCACUUUCACCGAGCGCGAAGUGGUGGGUACGCGACAAAAUCACGAGCGACGCCACGCAGAAUAUAGAACACAACGUUCGUUUUCGUUACUACUGAGUCUAAAGUGUUAUUACACGAUCGCAGUAAAAAAAAUUUUGCUUCAUUCGACGCGCGUUAGUUUCUUUGUUUUCGCGACGACGCUUAUGUGCGGUUCGGCUUCGAUUUCGGUAUCGAUAUUUCUAUCGGCUGUGAGGUGUCGCGGAUUUUUGACUUUUGACCACGUGUGGAAAUGUGAGCCUUGUUCUUGUUGUGUCAGCAUCCGCGGCUAAAACCAAUCGCCUCGGGGUUCAAUAUGGAAGCGAAUCUUGUUCGGAUAUUGUUGCUCAUUGCGUUGUUCUUCCUGUUAUCCAGUGAUUAUUCGUCUGUGGUGAGACAGCUGAUACCUAUCUUUGACGAUACCGAAGAUGAUAGCGAGAGUAACGAAGUCGAUAUCGCACCUCCGAAGAUAAAUGUCGAAAAAAUCGAACAUAAUACGUUGAAAGUGGAUGAUAAUGAGAAAACGCUGAUAUUGGCCAGAAAGAAGAUAUUAAACGCUGUGAAAAAUUCGUGCUUGCCAAAACUAAUAUGCGAAUUGAACGCGGCUCCUAAUAAAGAGAAUUUAUCGCAGUCUGAAGUCUCGUUACUGAAUUUAAUCAGAGACACGAGUAUCAGCGCAACAGCCGAAAUAACUUCCAAGUACCAUUUCGCCGCUCACAUGGGACAAUUAAUAUCCGGAGUUGAAGGAACAGGAUGCCAUAACUUCUAUCCGGAUUGCCCCCUACCAGGAUUCCGUGUAUCUCAGCUAUUAAAAAGCGUUAAAUUCAAAUAAGUAACACUCGACGUUGAUUAUUUUUUACCUUAGCGUUUAAAAAAUAAUUCGACCGAUGUCUGUAUUAUUUAUUUUUGUUUUGUUAUAAAAUAUUUUUAUUUUUUUUUUGUGAAAAUUUUUUGAAAAAAUAAUGAAUAAUUUCGUGUAAUUUUUUCUAUUGUAUAAGUAUAUCGAUUGUGCACACAGACUGAAAAUUUUUAUAUUAAGUUACCAUUUAUAGUUUUACCUUGUGUUUGUUCCUUUUUAUUUAAUUCGAAUAUCUAUUAUUAUGCGAAAAAUAAUGUGCGAAUUCGAGAAAUAAAACGUUUCGGAUUUUCAA